Rhipicephalus microplus (southern cattle tick) is the source of this 1316-nucleotide messenger RNA. Its product is annotated as piggyBac transposable element-derived protein 2. NCBI's taxonomy places the organism in Eukaryota, Metazoa, Arthropoda, Arachnida, Ixodida, Ixodidae. The record is from RefSeq and is a predicted model, not a curated record.
CUGGCGUCGUCAAAUGACGACACGACUCAAAAACUUCAUUUUCAACGUGAAAACAGAACCGAAACUGCUCGUUUUCUUUUUCGUUGUACAAUUGGAAGUGCUAGUGCCAUCGCCAUCAUUAGUCAUGUGAUCCCGCAGAGGAGCGUUGAAGGAAGAAGAAGAAAUGACAACAACAAACAUGGCAGACGCAUCGGCAGGUGCACCUAAUCCAGGUAUACCAGCAUCCUCGUUCUACGGCAGGCGUUUAGAAGAAAGCACAGAUGCACUUUUUCAUGAACUGGACAAUGGUAAUUUGUCUGAUCUAGAAGGAGAAAUAGACAAUUCCUCUGACAGCGGUGAUGAUCUUGAGGAGCCCGAGCAAGAACAUGCUGACAGCGAGGAGGAAAGUGCGGAUGAUGUUUGCGAGGUGCCGGCAGCAGCUUGGACUAAAAAGAAGUUCGUAAAGCCAGACACAUCUUUUGAGUGCGACGAACUUCCUUUUUUGAAUACUAACGAAGAGAUGCCCUCACCGUGGGACUACUUCAGUCACUACGUUCCCAAGAGCAUAUUCAUUGACAUGGCAGAAAGAACUAACCAGUAUUCUUUACUGCAAGAAGGGAGAUGCGUUGGUACAAAUGAACAGGAAAUCCGACAGCUGAUUUCUCUUCACUUGAUCAUGGGGGUGAUGCGAUACCCAAGGCUACGGUUAUAUUGGAAGCCGGAAAUGAAGACUAGGCUGGUGGCAUCCACUGAACUCUCACGCAACCGCUUCGAAAAGCUGAGGAACAAUCUGCACAUCGUUGACGUGUCUCUGCCGGACCCAAAGGAUCGCUUCUGGAAGGAACAAUUCGAGUCAACCGAUGUCAAAAAUGCCCGCUGGAGCCAGAGAAAAAUCUAAAGCAAAAAGGUCGCGGUUCUUCCGCUUCUGUGGUCAGCAAAGAUGGAAAAGUGGCGGUCACACGAUGGUACGACAACAAGGCUGUGACUCUGGCAUCGAACUUUGUGGCUAUCGAUGAUGAAGACACCGCAAAGCGCUGGAGCAAGAAAGAUGGGUGCUACAUAGAAGUAAAACGGCCUGCUGUUGUAAGAAUGUACAACAGCAGCAUGGGUGGAGUUGAUAAAACCGACUUCCUAGUGGCACUCUACCGCACGAAGAUUCGGUCACGAAAAUGGACACUGAGGAUGAUAUUUCAUGUUAUCAAUGCUUCAGUCGUGAAUGCAUGGCUUGAAUACAGAAGAGAUGCAGUCGCACGAGGGCUGACGUCUGCCAGUCAGCUGGACUUGCUCGACUUCACUCUGAGUAUUGCAGAAGCCCUUGCACGAGUACAGAGCCUGCC